Gadus macrocephalus (Pacific cod) is the source of this 4174-nucleotide messenger RNA. It is a transcript of the gene cntnap1, whose product is annotated as contactin associated protein 1. NCBI's taxonomy places the organism in Eukaryota, Metazoa, Chordata, Actinopteri, Gadiformes, Gadidae. The record is from RefSeq and is a predicted model, not a curated record. The transcript is spliced from 20 exons. The coding region runs from base 793 to 4116 and encodes 1107 amino acids.
AUAUAUGAACGUUGUAAAUGUGGUGGACCACAGGGUCAAGGUCAGCAGACUAGUUGGUCUGCCCUGAAUCCCUUGCUCUGCACUCCUCAUAUUGUGCUGAUAUGGAUACUGCCUGAAAGGGAAAUGGAACAGACCUGCAUCACUCGUGGAGGAGACCAAAACAAUUUGAGUAUUUAUUCAGCCAGCACAGUGCGCCACUGACCAGCGAGGGAACUGUGCCAUAGAUCAAGAAGAAAUGAGCCACAGCAGUAGCGUCGGAGUUGGACUAACUCUAAUUUGGGGGUAAAUACCCUGAUUUACAAUUCGAAGAAGAAUCAACCUCAAAAUCCUGUUUUAAGGGUCCCUCAACUUGGAGCUGAUACUGUUUAAUUUUCGGCAACCUUCAGACUGAAAGUUUUUUUUCUCCUCGUCCUCUGCACCAAAAAUCCAGAAUUCCGUUGGAGCGACCGCAACUUCAACUGCGACGCUUAAUCGCGCCGGACACACCAAUCCACAACAUGUUACAUUGGAAAAUGCGGAUACAAGACAAUGUAACUCCUUGAUGGGAAGCAUUUAAAAUAGUAUAUAUCAGUGCGCGCUCUCGGCUAAGCGCAGCAUCAGCGCCAGCAAUUGAUGCGCGUGCACGCUCCGGCAGAGUCUGCUGCCCGUGAUCCCGGGAAGAGGAGUUGGAACUGCGCGAGUUAAAGUUGGGGAGAGGGCGGUAAAGAAUGCUGUCCUUUCCGGUGAAGAGAGAAUAAUCUACAAACCCAAAUUACUAAUCCUAUUGCGGAGAAACGUUGCCCAAAGUGAAGGAUGAUUUGCAAAAUAUUACGCAUAACUCUUUUAUUUUUGGGGUUUCAACAUUGCUCAUCACGUGAAUGUGUUGAUCCACUGGUCUCUGGGCUCUAUGCCUCCUCCUUCCUUGCCUCCUCCAGAUACAACUUCCUCUACUCUGCCAACUUUGCCAAACUAUAUGGAAGCAGCGGUUGGUCCCCGUCCCCCGGGGACCGACAGCCAUGGCUGCAGGUGGACCUGGGCAGGAAGUACCGGCUGGUGGCCGUCGCCACCCAGGGCACCUUCAACUCCUACGACUGGGUUAGCAAGUACACCCUGCUUUAUGGGGACCGGCCUGACUCCUGGACCCCAUAUGUCAUGAAAGGGGGGAAUUCGACAAUGCCAGGAAACUGGAACUACCAUCAGGUGAAGAGGAACGUCUUCCACUAUGCCUUCACCGCUAAACACGUCCGCCUGCUGCCUCUGGCGUGGAACACUGAGAACGGAGGGAAGAUUGGCGUUCGGCUGGAACUCUUCGGCUGCCCCUAUGACUCCUACGUGCUGCAGUACAAUGGCGACGACACGGUGAUCUACAUGUACCCAGAGAAGAGGUCCCGCACACUAAGGGAUCACUACGCCAUUAACUUCAAGACCCUGGAGCAGGACGGGCUGCUGCUGCACAGCGAGGGAGUGCAGGGAGACGUGGUCACCCUGGAGCUCAAGCGAGGCCGUCUCUAUCUGCACAUCAGCCUAGGGAGCAGCAUGGUGCACAAGGUAAACGGCAGGACCACGUUAACCGCCGGCAACAUUCUGGAUGACCAACACUGGCACUAUGUCACCAUCAAGCGCUAUGGCCGACAGGUGAACUUCACCGUGGACAGCCAGACGGUGACGGCCAUAUGCAAAGGAGAGUUCAGCCACCUGGACCUGGACUCCCAGUUGUAUGUAGGUGGUGUGAUAGAGAGCAACGUGCCCCACCUCCCCACCACGCCAAACUUCCGCGGCUGCCUGGAGAACGUCUUCAUCAACGGGAUCAAUAUUAUCGACAUGGCCAAGAGAGAGGAGCCGGAGAUACGUAUCCCCCGAAAGAAAAAGAUGCACUACCAUUGUCGUGACAUUCUGCUGAAGCCCAUGACGUUUGCCGGACCCAACAACUACCUGCAGGUGCCCGGGUUCUUCCGGAAGCCCCGUAUGUUCGUCAAGUUCAAGUUCCGCUCCUGGGACUACACGGGGCUGCUGAUGUUCACCCGCUUCGCCGACGACCUCGGAGCCCUGGAGCUCGGUCUCAGUGAGGGACAAGUCAACGUCACCAUAUUCCAGCCUGGCAAAAAGAAACUGCAGUUUGCUGCAGGCUACCGCCUGAACGACGGUUACUGGCAUACAGUUGAUCUGGCUGCCAGGGACAACCUUAUGACCCUCACCAUAGAUGAGGAGGAGGGCUCUCCACUGAAGAUCACCAACCCCUUCACCAUACGCACCGGAGACCGCUACUUCUUUGGCGGUUGUCCGAAAACAAACAACACCAUACGGAAAUGUGAGACCAAGCUGAACCACUUCCAUGGCUGCAUGCAACAGAUCUACAUUGACAACGAACAGCUUGACAUUGACUUUAUACUGCAGCGCCAGUGGGGGCGCUAUGCUGAGCUGCUGCUAGGCACCUGUGGCAUCACUGACAGAUGCACGCCGAAUCCAUGUGAACACGAGGGCAGAUGCAUCCAGUCCUGGGACGACUUCAUCUGCCUGUGUGAAAACACAGGCUACAAAGGAGAAGUUUGUCACAUGUCGGUGUACAAAGAGUCAUGCGAGGCCUACAGACUCCAAGGGAAGUACUGGUCUGGGAACUAUACCAUCGAUCCGGAUCUCAGUGGUCCAUUGAAACCAUUUGAGGUGUACUGCAAAAUGAAAUCAUAUAAGGCUUGGACUGUGAUCCUUCAUGACCGUGUGGACGGCACCAAGGUGACUGGCAGUACUGUAGACCGACCAUAUGUAGGCAACGUUAACUACUGGAAUGCUUCCUGGGAUGAGGUCACUGCCCUGGCCAACACCUCCAUGUACUGCGAGCAGUGGAUCGACUACUCCUGCUACAAGUCCCGCCUGCUCAACACGCCCAAUGGAAGGCCUUACGGCUACUGGAUCGGUCGUAACAAUGAGAGUCAUUACUACUGGGGAGGGGCUUUCCGUGAGGUCCAAAAGUGCGGCUGUUCCAUCAACCAGACCUGCACGGACCCCAAGUUCCACUGCAACUGUGAUGCAGACUACAGACAAUGGUACUCAGACAAGGGAUAUUUGGACUUCCGAGAUCAUCUGCCCGUACGGAGGGUUGUCAUCGGCGACACUAACAGAACCAACUCGGAAGCGCAAUACACUGUCGGACCCCUACGCUGCCAUGGCGACAGAAACAUCUGGAACACCAUAUCCUUCGUCAAGCCCACCUACAUCACAUUCCCUACCUUCAAACCAGGCUCCAGCGCUGACCUCUCCUUCCACUUCAAAACAUACAGAGACAACUGUGUCUUCCUGGAGAACUCCGACGAGCAGCUCCGCAACUUCCUUCGCAUAGAGCUCAACACGACCCAGAACCUGGCGUUUGUGUUCAUGGUUGGGGACGGCAUCCUCAACGUGACAUUGAGGUCUCCCAUGCCGCUCAACGACAACGAGUGGCACUUCGUCCAGGCCGAGAUCAACGUGAAACUCGCUCGAAUCAAAGUCGACUGGCAGCCGUGGGCGGUCAGGCGUUUCCCAGGCCAAACGUUUGUGACCAUGGAGUUCUCACACCCAAUUCUCGUGGGCGCGGCCAACCGUACCCUGAGGCCGUUCCUGGGCUGCAUGCGAGGCUUACGGAUGAACGGCGUGCCGCUAGACCUGGAGGGGAAGGUGAACGAAGAGCAGGGGAUUCGCAGGAACUGCACGGGCGAGUGUCUGAAUGCGACCAUACCGUGUCGAAAUAGCGGCCAGUGCAUAGAGGGCUACGCGUCAUACACUUGCGACUGCAACAACACGGCCUUCGAUGGGUUCUAUUGCCAUAAAGACAUCGGCGCCUACUUCGAGAUCGGCUCGUGGAUGCGUUACAACAUACGGAAGAAGCCCAUCUCGGACGAGGCGGCGUGGGCCAACUGGAUCGACCCCCACUUCGACAACUUCAGCCUGGGCUACAACGACACGGCGGACGACGUGGAGUUCAGCUUCAGCACCCUGCACACCCCCGCCGUGCUGCUCUACAUCAGCUCCUUUGUGCAGGACUACAUCGCCGUCAUCCUCAAAACCGACGGAAGCGUGGAUCUGAGGUACAGGCUCGGCCUGAUCACCCAUAAAUAUCAGCUCACUCACAGGAACCUUGCGGAUGGAUACCCCCCACUAUAUUAACAUAACCAGACACAACAGGACCAUCAAGUCUCAGGUACCUGACCACAACACUGUCACG